AUGGGAGGCCCUCCCUUCGGUUUCCCACAUAACGGCAUGGGGCCGCCGAACUUUGGCUGCCCUCAGGGGGGGCCCCCUCCUCCUGGGGCCCCUGGAGGCAACAUGGGGCCCCCAGGCCCGAUGUUCCCCCCGCCGGGUGCAUUUGGAGGGCGGCCUCCCUUCUCUGGGGGCCCCAUGGGGGGCCCACACCCACCUGGUGCGUUUGGGGCCCCUCCUAUUCCACCUCCUGGCGGUGCUUUCGGGCCGGGGGCGCCUCCCCCCUUCGGGGGCCCUGGGGGAGUUCCGCACGAAGCAGCAGCAGCAGCAGCAGCAGCUGCUGCUGCUGCGGCUACCUUAGCAGCAGCGACGGGAGGGUUCGGGGGGCUCCCAUUUGUGCCAGGGGGCCCAUGCGGGCCUGCUGGAGGGGCCCCCGGCGUCCCUGGAGGACCCCCCGCUUUAGGGCAUGCGGCCCCUCCUUCUUUAGAUGAGCAUAUGAAGAAUGUGAGGCCCUCCGAUUAUGUUCCCUUGAAGGCAGAGAAAGGAAUGCGGAGGGCAGGUGUUUCUGGGGGACAGGAGCAGCUGCUGCUGCAGCGGCUGCAGGAGGAGGGGGCAUUCGCGCGGCUGAUGAAGAUGGCAAAGGAGCAGCUGCACCGGGAGGGGUUUGUGUUUGCAGUGCAGCAGCUGGUGGCAGCUCGAAUGAAGGAAGCAGACGGGAUUGCUGCUGCUGCUGCAGGGGAUGAAACAGGCCUAGUUAACCUUAUUAGAGAAGAAGGCAGGAAGCAGAUACCGGAACAAGUUAAGAAGACAAUCUUAAGAACAAUUGAAACCCUUGCAGGGUUAGAGGCCCCCAAGCCGAAGGCAGACGAAGAGGAGGAGGCAGACGAGCAGGAGAAGAGGCAGGAUGAGGAUACGCAAGACAAGGAAGCAAAAGCAGGUGAUAAGUCUCCUGCCCCAGCAGCAACCAGUGUCUCUGUCAGCAGGAGCCGUAGCGUCAGUCGGGGCAGCAUCGACAGGAGCCGCAGCAGGAGCCGCAGCAGCAGCCGCAGUAAGAGCCGUAGCAGCAGCAGAAGCAGCGUAAGGAAGUCUCCUGACAGACACAGCAAGGCAGACAGCCAGGAGAGGCAUGUGCUCUGGAGAAGAGCGGCAGCAUUCCGCUCAAUUGCCGGAAGGUCUGCUGCUGCUGCUGCAGCUGCAGCUGCUGCAAAGGCAGAAGAGGAGAGUCGCCCCAGCCGCAGCCACAGCAGCAGCAGGAGACGCAGCAGCAGGAGACGCAGCAGCAGCAGGAGCAGUAGCAAACGACGCGGCGGCAGCAGCAGAAAGAGGCACAACAAAGGGCGAGGCAGGAGCCGCAGCAGCAGCAACAGUCUCAGCCGCAGCCGCAGCAGCAGUAUCGACAGCAGACACAAGAAAUCCUCAAAACGACGAGAUGGAGACGGGGACAGAGACAGAAAGCGAAGAGACUCAGAUAAGCAGCACAAAAGCAGCAGCAGCAGCAGCAGCAAAACAAAGGACAGAAAGUCGAAAGACAAAAGAAAGGAGGAGGUGGACUCGGGGAAACACAGCAGCAGCAGCAGCAAAGGACACAGCAGCAGCAGCAGCAAGAGACACGAAAGCAGCAGCAAACGACAUGGAAGCAGCAGCAAGAAACACAGCAGCAGCAGCAGCAAGAAGCGUUAG
This is a messenger RNA of Eimeria maxima, 1656 nucleotides long. RefSeq lists its product as hypothetical. Gene Ontology annotation, biological process: mRNA export from nucleus; positive regulation of DNA-templated transcription. The transcript has a single exon. The coding region runs from base 1 to 1656 and encodes 551 amino acids. Gene Ontology annotation, molecular function: transcription coactivator activity. Lineage: Eukaryota; Apicomplexa; Conoidasida; Eucoccidiorida; Eimeriidae. Gene Ontology annotation, cellular component: nuclear pore; SAGA complex. The record is from RefSeq and is a predicted model, not a curated record.